AUGAACAACCUCAUACCGAAACUCGAGGCAUGGUCCGACUCCCACACCUCAGCAUUUGAGCCAACCAAGACCAAAGCGACAAUCUUCCUCCCCCCCAACUGCGCCAUGCCCGACAACCCCCGCCUCGCCAUCCUCCGCGACCAUGAAAUUGGGUUCAAGCCAACCCUCUCAAUGCUCGGCACGAAACUCGACAAUCGACUCACCUUCCGAGACCACAUCACCUCGUGCGCCGCCAAAGCCACCGUAUGCACGACUGCCAUUGCCCUCCUAGCCCGCUCGAAGGCAGGGCUAUCGCCGAAGUGGGCUCGGCAGCUUGUCGUCGCGUGUGUUUGGCCAAGGUUGAUGUGGUUGGCGGCGGCGUGGUACGACCCUGCGAAGGAAAAGGACAAGACAAGGGAGUUAGUACGAGUACAGAAGUCGGCGGCGAUGGCAGUGACAGGAGGAUUUUGCUCAGCGGCAGGCGAGGCCCUCGAGAUCAAGGCAGGCUUGCUCCCCAUCCACCUCCAGCUCCAAAAUCAGCUCUUCUGCCUCGCACUCCGCGCUCUUUCCGCCCCACCCUCACACCCGCUCCACCACCGCACUACCGCAGCCCGUCGCCGCCCCGCACACGCCGCGCACCGCUCGCCGCUCGACCUCGCCCUCACCAACCCAAUCCCCCGCUCCUCCAGAUCUUUGAGAGAUCAACUCUCCUUCUACAUGCACAUCCGCCUACACCAAACCCCGACAGUCGGACUACUCCUCGGCAGCCUCGACUUCCGCCAGCCCCUCCUCGACUUCAUUGCCGCAACUGGCCGCUUCGCCCGCCUGACGGAGCUGUCGAAGGACGAGAAGCGAGAGGAGGACAUGAGGGAGGGAUCCGGCGCCGGCAGGGUGUAG
Molecule: messenger RNA, 876 nt
Organism: Rhodotorula toruloides NP11
Lineage: Eukaryota; Fungi; Basidiomycota; Microbotryomycetes; Sporidiobolales; Sporidiobolaceae
Product: reverse transcriptase
Exons: 2
Coding region: 1-876 (291 amino acids)
Source: RefSeq, a predicted model, not a curated record